CUCUUGACACAUUUUAAUUAGGGAUAGAGCUCAAAUAUCCUUAUUUUCAACUACAAGAAAGUUAUCUCAUACUAUUUGUAUAUAUUGACUGAUUAAUGAAGUAAGCAAAAGCAAUGGAAGAACUUCACUCAUCAGAUGAGUUUGUUAAAGAUGGAUCAGUGGACCUCCAUGGACAGUCUGUUAUCAGAAUUCAGACUGGAACAUGGAAGGCAUCCCUUUUCAUAAUUGGGGUGGAGAUUGCAGAGAGGUUUGCUUAUGCUGGUAUAUCUUCAAAUUUGAUAAUUUAUCUCACAAGUGUUUUGAAUGAAAGCACUGCCACUGCUGCAAGCAAUGUGAACAUAUGGACAGGGGUACAAUACAUUUUGCCUUUUCUGGGAGCUUUUGUUGCAGAUUCAUAUUUGGGUCGGUACUGGACAAUCAUUGCUGCUUCACUCGUUUAUUUAAUUGCGCUAAUCUUGGUGACUCUAUCAGCCUCUCUCAGGAGUCUCAAACCCUCACUAUGCAAGUAUAAGUCAGAGUCUUGCUCCAGACUCAGAUCAUCACAAUUCAAGAUUGGGUUUUUUUUCUUCUCACUUUACUUGGUUGCUUUGGGGUCAGGGGGUCACAAGCCAUCUCUACAGGCCUUUGGUGCUGAUCAAUUUGAUGAUGAAAACCCAAAAGAAAAGCAACACAAAACUUCAUUCUUUAACUGGUGGUAUUUUGGUUUUUGCUUGGGAACCCUUGCAGGUGUCACUGUGCUCGUGUACGUCCAAGAUAAUAUUGGUUGGGGUGUAGGAUAUGGCAUUCCUGCCGCUACCAUGGCAAUGUCAAUUCUUGUGUUCUUGUGUGGGACUAGGUUUUACAGAAACAAACUGCCUGGUGGAAGCCCUCUCACUCGAGUCAUACAUGUGUUUGUUGCAGCAUUCUACAAACGAAAUGCCCCUAUUCCUUUCCGAGAACAAAAUCACUUAGCUUCUAUUCAAGAAGAAGAGGUUCUGACAGAAUCAAGAAGACAACUCCUGCAAACGAACGAGUUCAGGUUUCUUGACAAAGCAACAAUUGAAGAUGAAUUAGAUUUAGAAUGCAAAACAACUCGUAAUUGGAGACUCUCCACAGCUCAACAGGUUGAAGAGGUAAAAAUUCUUCUGGGCAUAUUACCUAUUUGGAUGGCAUGUUUGAUGUAUGGCGUUGUCUUUGCACAGUCCUCCACAUUCUUCACAAAACAGUGCAGCACAAUGGAUAGAAAAAUUGGUAGACAUUUUGUGAUCCCUUCUGCAAGUAUGCAAUGUUUUAUUAGCAUAUCUAUUAUGCUAUUGGUCCCUGUCUAUGACCGCAUCUUUGUUCCAAUUGCAAAAAGGUUAUCAGGGAAUGAGAGGGGUAUAACACUGCUCCAAAGGAUAGGCACCGGUAUGUUUAUUUCUGCAAUUUCAAUGAUUGUCGCUGCAGGGAUAGAAAUUAAAAGGGUCAAGGCAGCAAAGGACAGUGGACUGAUAGACGUGCCCUCUGCAACAAUCCCAAUGAGCAUUUUCUGGUUGCUUCCACAAUAUGUUCUUUUUGGCAUAGCUGAUGUGUUUACAAUGGUAGGAAUGCAAGAGUACUUUUAUGAUCAGAUGCCAGACACAAUGAAAAGCUUGGGUAUUGCUGUCUAUUGGAGUGUUAUAGGAGUUGGUAGUUUCCUCAGUAGUAUCCUCAUUUUGGUCAUUGAGAAGGCUACUUGCGGAAAGGAGGACCAUUGCUGGUUUGCAAACAACUUGAACAGAUCUCAUUUAAGUUACUUUUAUUGGCUUCUAGCUUCUUUGAGUCUGUUCAACCUGGGCAUUUUCAUGACCUUAGCUAGCUGUUACAAGUACAAGAAGACUGCAUUUACUGACACACAGAAUGCUACCUAAAAACCAACUUUAAAGUGCCACCGGUACUUCAUUUAUCAGUUUUACUGUUGUAAUUUGUUAUUACAAUGUAGAUAUAUGGCCUAGUAGUUGCUUUGCAAAUUGCUGAACUGGAUUAAGAACCCAAUUCCAAAUUUAUGAACUGGGUUAAGAACCCAACGAUGCACACUCUGUAAGUAGCAUGUAAGUAGAGGAGUCAAACUCUCAUAUUCUACUAGAGGCCACAUGAAAUACUAUAAUUUUACGGGUUGACACCAUAAAUGCCAUCUAACAAACCUUACCCCAACCUUGCUUCCACCAUAUCAAUUAUACUCAACUGUGGGAACAUCAACUUAUAUAUGUACUGGAAACUUAAUGUGUUGUUCCCACUUAGUGAAGUGUAUUUUAAAUCACAACAGUUCUACAGGAAAAACUACUCAUUUGGGCUUCAAUAAGCUUCGUGCAUUGAUUCUUUCAAA
This is a messenger RNA of Cryptomeria japonica (Japanese cedar), 2323 nucleotides long. Its product is annotated as protein NRT1/ PTR FAMILY 5.10. Gene Ontology annotation, biological process: transmembrane transport; dipeptide transport. Gene Ontology annotation, cellular component: membrane. Gene Ontology annotation, molecular function: dipeptide transmembrane transporter activity; tripeptide transmembrane transporter activity. Lineage: Eukaryota; Viridiplantae; Streptophyta; Pinopsida; Cupressales; Cupressaceae. The transcript is spliced from 4 exons. Bases 114 to 1868 code for a protein of 584 amino acids. The record is from RefSeq and is a predicted model, not a curated record.